Meloidogyne enterolobii is the source of this 350-nucleotide messenger RNA. Lineage: Eukaryota; Metazoa; Nematoda; Chromadorea; Rhabditida; Meloidogynidae. The record is from the annotation of a GenBank genome assembly.
AUGCAGUUCAACUUUAACUCGGGGCAUUACAUAUCUCUUCGAGAAAAAGUUGAAUAUAUAAAAGGCAAUGAAUCGGUCUUAGAAAUGAGCAGCGAUUUUGAUAAUAACACGAAAAUAAUACACCAAAUUCCUUUUGGAACUGGUGUGCCUAUAUUUAUGUUAAUAUAUUCUGACAAGGAUUAUUACAACAUUAGCAUUAAUGGUGGUGAUUAUAUUCACUUUCCACAUUUAGUUCCUUCAUGGGCCGUAAAUCUUGUUGAGGUAAUUUGUUUUUUAUUUACUAAAUGGUAGUGUUUCACCGGAAAAAAAUUUUGUCCGAAACUGGCUUUAAUUUGAGUUCCACUGAUAUG